AUGGAUUUAAAACUGAUGGAGCAUCAUGAGCAUCAUUUCCCUACUUAUGAGAGUCGCUUUAAUUGCCUGAUUUCACCACCACAAGGCUAUAAGGUCAGCAGACUGUCCUUUCUUUCAUUUUUUUCGCCAUCUCAUCACCUUAAUUUUAUUAUGUCUCUGAGCUACAAAGUUGCUGGAGUUGGGUCACAUCAUAAGGGAAUGAUGAUUUUCAUCUUGGAGCUUGACUAUACCCUCUAUUUUCCUCUGAUAAUCAGCUCGCCUCCGGGCGUUUACCUGCAACCUUUUUUCGUAAGUCAAGAUAGCUCCUGUUGUCUGGUGCUCGUAUGCUGGGAUAGACACUGA
Triticum turgidum subsp. durum (durum wheat) is the source of this 342-nucleotide messenger RNA. The record is from the annotation of a GenBank genome assembly. Lineage: Eukaryota; Viridiplantae; Streptophyta; Magnoliopsida; Poales; Poaceae.